Drosophila sulfurigaster albostrigata is the source of this 943-nucleotide messenger RNA. It is a transcript of the gene MAGE, whose product is annotated as non-structural maintenance of chromosomes element 3 homolog. The transcript has a single exon. The record is from RefSeq and is a predicted model, not a curated record. Gene Ontology annotation, cellular component: nucleus. NCBI's taxonomy places the organism in Eukaryota, Metazoa, Arthropoda, Insecta, Diptera, Drosophilidae. Bases 119 to 919 code for a protein of 266 amino acids.
AACACUUACAAACAUUUCGCAAAUUUUACAACUCUGCUUUGUUCGUAAACAGUAAACAGAGGAUUUCCCGCUCAGUUGAUGUGCAUUUCUUAACAAAUUUAAGCAAAUUCCAUUUGAAAUGGCCAGCACAUCACGCAAUGCCUCGCGUCGAGGAAAUGCAAGAAAUACGCAAUCACAAUCACAACACACCCAAUCUCAGAUACUGGAAUCCACGCCCAUGGCUAUCGACAAUCAAGUGCUAACAAUGAUAAAUUUCAUUUUGUGUCAUUCGGCAAAUAAAGUGCCAAUUAAAUUCACCGAUCUGACCGCAUCGGUUGACAACAGAAAUGAAGCAAUCAAGCGAUUGCCAUUGGUCAGUCAGCUGCUUGAGGAAACCUAUGGUAUUAAACUGAUCCAGUUAGACGGCGCACCUAAAAGAUAUAUUUGCGUCGCCGAAGCCCCAGUGGCAUCCACAGCAGAGCUAACAUCGUCGCAGCAAAAGCAUCAAGCCUUACUCUACAUUAUUCUCACCUACAUCUUUCUGCGCGGCAAUAAAAUCGAAGACGAAAAGCUGUACGCGAUGCUAACGAUGAUGGAGAUUGAUGUGCACGAGGAGCACGGUUAUUUUGGGGACGAUAUUUUCGAUGUGAUCAAUGAUACCUUUGUAAAUCAGCAGUAUUUGAGACGCGAACGCUCGCAACUGAGUCCCUAUGAUGAUCCGAAGACUUUCUUUAGCUGGGGACCCCGAGCGAAAUGUGAGAUUACAUAUCAAGAAAUAGUGAAGUUUGCUUCCAAACUAUUCAAUCAGGACGCAUCGUUCUUCCAACAGCAACUAAUGAUGGCUGAAGGAGUCGAUAAUCCAGAAAUGAUGGAGACUCCAAACGAAUCCAUCGAUAACACGGAAUCAUAUAAUGUUACAAUGGAUACCGACAGUCAAUAAAAAGCGGCAUUAAAUAUGUAUUAC